Molecule: messenger RNA, 459 nt
Organism: Trichomonas vaginalis G3
Lineage: Eukaryota; Parabasalia; Trichomonadida; Trichomonadidae
Product: regulation of cell shape
Exons: 1
Coding region: 1-459 (152 amino acids)
Molecular function (GO): protein binding
Source: RefSeq, a predicted model, not a curated record
AUGGGAGAAUUGACUCCAAUUGAGCUUGCUUAUAUAAAAGAGAAAACAGAGGCACUAUACGAUCACCCAUUAGCUUGUAUAUUCCGUCAUCCUGUUGAUCCUGAGCAUGAUGCCCCAGAUUAUUUGGAUGUUAUCUCACAUCCAAUGGAUUUAGGCACAGUAAAAGAAAAAUUAAAUAAAGGAGGAUAUAAAACAUCUGCAGAUUGGUAUAAAGAAGUUUCACUUGUAUGGGCAAACGCCAAAAAAUAUAAUAAUAGCAAACAAUCCUUAAUUUGGAUGGCUGCCGAUAUUUUACAAAAAGAAGCUGCAGAGUAUUAUUCACAUAUACCCAAAACAGAAAUAGAUCAAUGGUCUCUAAAGAUUUUUGAAUUAUCCAAAGAAAUUGAACAUUUACUAUCAAUUGCUCCACAUGAAUCUAUUAUUCAUGCACAACCUGAACUACUUCAAAAAGUACAAUAA